Messenger RNA from Centruroides sculpturatus (bark scorpion), 1964 nucleotides. Its product is annotated as glutamate receptor ionotropic, kainate 2-like. The transcript is spliced from 11 exons. The record is from RefSeq and is a predicted model, not a curated record. Gene Ontology annotation, molecular function: glutamate-gated receptor activity. Gene Ontology annotation, cellular component: plasma membrane. Lineage: Eukaryota; Metazoa; Arthropoda; Arachnida; Scorpiones; Buthidae. Bases 1 to 1911 code for a protein of 636 amino acids.
AUGAGAAGAUUUGGAUUGUUACUAAUAGUCUCAUUCUACUCUGCUGUUGGUAAUAUACCAAAUGAAGUUGCUAUUGGUGCUAUUUUUCCGUCUGACCUUCCUAUAUUACAAGAAACAUUUCGGUUAGUUAUAAACAAUAUAAAUUCAGAUUCGAAUUUAUUACCCAAUACGAAACUCAUUCCGAUUACACAGAAUGCUUCUACGCAAUUAGAAGUUAUUAGAGCCGCGUGUAAUUUAGUAGAUCAGCGAGUGAUAUCGAUAGUCGGACCACUAAUGUCUUUACAUUCAAAAAUUGUCCAAAGUGUGUGUGGCCAAUUGGGAAUACCGCAGAUUAGUAUCUUGGCCACAGACCCGAUGUUAUCUUUAAUACCGAUUUUGAACCAAUCGUCGUCUACGCUUUUAAAAAUGUCACCGCCGGAUACCUUUCAGAAUAAUGCCUUAAUACAUAUCUUGAAAUAUUAUGGAUGGGAUGCUUUUGUCAUUUUAACAGAAGAUAAUGAACCAGCUAUUCAUGCAACAAUGGAACUGCAAAGACUAGCUACGAAACACGAAAUUACACUGCUUUCUGUUCAGCGAUUUCCUUUGUCCGACACAAAAUAUCUCGAUAUUACCCGACAAUUGAAUGCCAUUAAGGAAAAGGAUGUCAGAAUAAUAAUUCUUUAUUGUGAUAUAACGAUAAGUAAAACUGUUAUAAACCAAGCUGAUCGCAUGAACAUGUUUCGUUCUGGAUGGACAUGGCUCGUCAUGGAUAGCAUUACAUCACACGAUUUGAAAUACUUAUCAGAUGAUGACGGAUAUAUACCAUCUUCUUUAGUUGGAUUAAUAGGAACUGCAUUUGCGGUUCCUGAUACCAUUUUGUAUUUAAAAUUAAAUCAGCAAGCUUUCACUCGUGUGUAUGAUGCAGUGUUAGCAAUUGCCAACGGACUUCACAAAAUUCUUUACGAAGAGAAAAUAUCUUUCGAACCUUCUACUUUCCAAAAAGGAAGUUGCACAGAUUCUGUCAAUAAGUGGAAAUGGGGUAGAUAUUUGUUGAAAAGUAUUCUCAAUUUGAGGAAUGUUAAUGGAAGUUUAGGACCUUUAAAGUUCACGAAAUUUGGUUAUCAUGAUCUCACCAGCUUUGAUAUAAAAAACCUUCAAGUCAAAGGUUUCGUUAAAGUAGGAAAAUGGUUAGGAAACGAAAAAAACUUUAAGAUUAAUUCAGAAAUCAUAUUUCCUGGCCAAACUACAAUUCCUCCUACUAAUUCUCAUCAAAGUCUUUAUGGAAGAACUCUUAAUGUUGGAAUAAUUAUAGAAGUGCCCUUUAUCAUGAAAAACCCUUAUUAUAAAAAAGGAGACCCUAUACAUUCUAAAUACGAAGGACUACUUAUAGACCUUCUUUUAAAAUUACAAGAAAUACAUGAUUUUAAAUUUAAAUUAUACGAAAUUGAGCAAUAUGGAAAUGAAAAUCCCGAAACAAAAGAAUGGAACGGAUUAGUUAGACAAUUAAUGGAUAAGAAAAUAGAUUUGGGCCUAGCUGCCUUGACGAUAUCUUGGAAAAGACAAGAAGUCAUCUCCUUUACAGCUCCUUACUACGAUUUAGGUUUUGCUAUAUUAAUGCCAAAAUAUAAUGCAAAAACUAAACAAAAUUAUUUCGCAUUUUUAUCACCUUUCGAAACAACAGUGUGGCUUACCAUUGCUGUGUCGGUGAUUUUUACUUCUCUAGUGCUUGCAAUAUGUGUAAAUUUAACACCAAGUAAUUUUAACAACAGUAGAAAGGAGAUAAGGAAAACAAAUCAAAGCGUUAGAGAUUCUUCUUGGAUCACUUUUCCACAAGCACUUUGGUGGAGUUUAUCGUCGCUUGUAGCCCCGGUAGGUGACCAAUUAUUUGUUGUUAACGACUUUAUUUGUAUAAUGAAAAAUUUAAUUAAUUGAUAUAUAUUUAGGGAACAGAAUUUAAACAAAAAAACAAUCUUCCGGCAAGAAUA